UCCUCGCCUUUACAGUGUUUAACACAUUCUUCAACUCUUUUUUAAAAUCAAGAAUGCCCCCAAGACCUCCUCCUACUCUCCUGCACUUUUUAAUGUUUCUGCUCUGACACUUUGUUUACGGUGACGUCAUCACUACGAGCCGGAAGCGACAUGCCCCCUGGUGUGCAUGCACCUUGCUUAUUUCCAGGCGAAGUAACAGUAACAAGAGUUGGAAGGGACUUUGGAGGUCAUCUAGUCCAACCCCCCUGCUCACGCAGGAGAUCUAUACUAGGGAUUCGAACCGCCGACCUUUCUGAUCGAUAAGUUCAGCGUCUUAGCCACUGAGCCACCUAGGGAGCCUCGAAGCGGGUUCGCCGCGAUGAUCCGCCUGUUGGCUCCAUUGUCGAGCCGGAGAGCUGCUUCGCGGCUUAUUUUUACAUUGUCAAAAGAACAAAGUUUGGUUGGCAAGGUAGAUGGUCCAGCUGCUGUGGUGGAUGAAUCUUCAUUGCAAAAAACAUCUCCUGAAGUAGUCUCCAGUAACCCAAUUCUACGGAAAUGCAGUCUCCCCUUCCCCAAACACCUUAAGCCAGUCCAAGCUUGGAUCGAAUCAUUGCAACAUUACAAUGCUAGGCAUCUGGGCUUGGCAGACCUGCAUCCAGAUGUAUUUGCAGUGAUGCCUCGCCUUGAUAUCCUACAUUCAGUGGCCAUGUGGCAGAAGAAUUUCAAAAGAAUUAGUUAUGCCAGGGCCAAGACACGUGCUGAGAUGCGUGGUGGUGGUAGGAAACCCUGGAGGCAGAAGGGCACGGGUAGGGCACGGCAUGGCAGCAUCCGAUCACCUAUAUGGCACGGAGGCGGUGUGGCUUUUGGCCCUCGUGGCCCCACCAGCUAUUACUAUAUGCUUCCCAUGAAACAGCGUGUCCUUGGCCUCAAGGUGGCGCUGACAAGCAAGCAGAUUCAGGGUGAUCUCCGUAUUGUGGACUCUCUAGAGAUGCCGACCUUUGAUCCUCAGUAUUUGGCAGACUUGGCUCGCUACAGGCAUUGGGGAAGAUCAGUGUUGUUCGUGGAUGUAGAUGAAAUACCUGAAAACAUCCAGGCUGCAACAGGCGAUCUUAAAACUUUCACAGUGAUUCCAGCAAUAGGUCUUAAUGUGCACAGCAUGCUGAAGCAUGAAACCCUGGUGCUUACCUUGGACACCAUCUCCUUCUUGGAAAAGAAACUGCUAUGGCAUGACUCACGAUACAGUCCGCUGUAUCCCUUCCAGUUGCCCUACAGUGAUUUCCCCUAGCUCAUUUGUCAAAGACUGACCAUUUUGUGGGUAUGCUUGUGUAUGUUUUUUUAAUAUGUACAUUAAAACUAAACAUUCUGCCUGAGUUGUCAUCUGUCCUUGAGUAUGGGCAGCCUUGAAAUAAAAACUUCCAGUUUAAAAAGGA
Messenger RNA from Pantherophis guttatus, 1409 nucleotides. RefSeq names its product mitochondrial ribosomal protein L4 (gene MRPL4). Lineage: Eukaryota; Metazoa; Chordata; Lepidosauria; Squamata; Colubridae. Gene Ontology annotation, biological process: translation. Gene Ontology annotation, cellular component: ribosome. The record is from RefSeq and is a predicted model, not a curated record. Gene Ontology annotation, molecular function: structural constituent of ribosome.